Molecule: messenger RNA, 1932 nt
Organism: Carica papaya (papaya)
Lineage: Eukaryota; Viridiplantae; Streptophyta; Magnoliopsida; Brassicales; Caricaceae
Product: Glutaredoxin family protein
Source: RefSeq, a predicted model, not a curated record
CGUUGGUUGUUGCCCAAUCUAAAUCUUUAUUUUUUAUAACAUUAUUCGGACAAAACAAUCUCUGAAAACUCCAUUUCUGAUUUCAACUCUCAAACCACCAUUAAUGCAUCACCAUCUUCCUUUCUAACUCUCUUUGACAGCUUUCUUCCACCAACACCAUCCUCUCUCUCUCUCUCUCUCUCUCUCUCUCUCUCUCUCUCUCUCUCUCUCUCUCUCUCUCACACACACACACACACACAUUUAUGUUGUACUUUCUCUUUAAGCUUCCACCAUUUUAGCUGUUCCUUAUAAUUUCUCUGUUCUCCAUCUCUUGACUCUCCGCAAAAGCAAUCAAAACAAUACUAGUAAAAGGGUAAAGCAACAGAGAAAGGAGAGUUUACACAGAACCCUUUUCUCCUUUUGGGUAUUUCUUACCAGUCAUGGGUUGCUCUGCUUCCCGAGCCAAUACUCUUUUCACCACCACCUCUAACAAUAAUAACCCUGAAGACCCAUCUCCAUCAUCUUCUUCUUCCUCGUGUUUGGACUCAAGGUUCGUUCCGCAAUCUCCAUCUCCAGUCACUAGAGCUCUCUCCCUUCCCACGCCGCUGGUUCAUCAUCCGCCGGCGAGAAAGGGCGAUACUCACCAUCUUGUCUCUCUCACAUCCACCACCUACGGCUCUUUACUCCUCAUUGAUCAACCAGAGGAAAAACACGGCGUUCUGGACGGCCGGGAUUGCGCCGGUCAACCCAAAUCACCUCCUCCAAUAUCCAUCACCAAGACUGCUUCAGUCACUGCAGAUCACCCUGGUGACUCACUGUCCCCUGAUUCUGUCAUCAACACUUGGGAACUCAUGGACGGUCUCGACGACGACUUCGAUUUUGAUCCAGGUAAGCCUAGUUCGCAUGUUACUGACAGCAAAAUUGAUUUUCCGGAGAAACCCAGUUCGUUUCAGUUUGCGGGAUGUGAUGGGUCUGUAAAGAAAUUGGAGGAUUCUUAUGAAUUUGUGAGAAUUGAGGACGUAGUGAUGGAGGAUUCCAAUUCUUUGACAAAACCCUUAUGGAAACAUUUAUCUGAAGAAUCCCUGCUUUCUAAAAUGGAUGCCAAUGUGGUUUCCAGUUACAGACGAGCAUUAUCUUCUAGACAAUUGGGAUGUAAUCUUCCCAAAGUUACAAAAUCUCCAAGUUCUAGCCCUUUAAGUUCAAAAUUAUCUAACAGUGAAAACCUAGCGGGCAAACAAAAUGAUAAACGAAUUGUAUUAUAUUUCACGAGCUUGAGAGGAAUUCGGAAAACUUAUGAGGAUUGCUGUUCUGUCAGAAUGAUAUUUAGGGGAUUUAGAGUUCCAGUAGAUGAAAAAGACAUCUCCAUGGAUUCCACAUAUAGAAAGGAAUUGCAGGCUGCUUUAGGAGGUACGGGUUUUAGUUUGCCACAAGUUUUCAUCAGAGGAAAUCAUGUUGGUGGAGCAGAAGAGAUUAAGCAGCUCAAUGAGAAUGGAGAGUUAGCAAAGCUUUUAGAAGGGUUCCCCGUUAAAGAUCCUGGCUUUGUUUGUGAGAGUUGUGGGGAUGCUAGGUUUGUGCCAUGCCCCAACUGUAAUGGGAGUCGGAAGGUUUUUGAGGAAGAAGAUGAUCGGUUAAGGAGGUGCCCGGGUUGUAACGAGAACGGGUUGAUUCGUUGCCCUGGUUGCUGCUUAUGAUUUCUGAUGCUGAAUCGGUGAUGCAUAUCAGUCUGGAAAUCUGUUGAUGAACUUCUAAAGGGUACUGUACUAUCUCUUAUAUUAUAUAAAGCCAUGAAUUUCCAUUAGUUCUUAGUAUUUUGCUUCAAUAUUGUUUAUUUCUCAACUAGGGAAUUAUCAUUGUUCAUUGUCUGUCUCAAGCCUUAACUCAAUGAAAUAAAAGGUGACUUGCAAGGUCCUGUUUCCAUCUUUGUAUUUAUUGAAUUCCAGUAUCGAUUUUAUA